AUGGCUGCUCCGCACUCCAAAAUUCCGGUUGCAGUCCAAAAGCUGAUCAUUGAUCUCAAGAAUGAUGGUAAAUGCUUGUCCGAAAUUGCCGGCAUAGUGAAACGCUCGCGUUCAUCGGUUCAGUAUGUGGUUGAGAUCUUCAAGAAGACAAAAUCCCUGGAGACUGCUCCCGGAAGAGGCCGCAAACCGAAGCUUACCGAUCGUCACAAUCGCAUUAUUCUUCGGGAAAUCAACGAGAAUCCUAAGGUGAGUGCUCCAAAACUUGCUGAUAGCCUGUCGCGAUACGCAAACGUCAAGGUCAGUCCACAAACAGUACGUAAUGUUAUCCAUGCAACAGGAUAUCGAGGCUGCGUUGCACGAAAAAAGCCAUUCAUCUCUGCCAAAAAUAUCAAGAAGCGACUGGAGUAUGCCCAAAAAUACGUGGUUGAACCAGAAGAAUUCUGA
Aedes aegypti (yellow fever mosquito) is the source of this 444-nucleotide messenger RNA. RefSeq lists its product as uncharacterized. Gene Ontology annotation, biological process: DNA transposition; DNA integration. The transcript has a single exon. NCBI's taxonomy places the organism in Eukaryota, Metazoa, Arthropoda, Insecta, Diptera, Culicidae. Bases 1 to 444 code for a protein of 147 amino acids. The record is from RefSeq and is a predicted model, not a curated record. Gene Ontology annotation, molecular function: DNA binding.